UUUUUUCAGAGAAAAAAAUGUCACAAGAAUUACAGGAAGACGACACACUUAGAAAAAGAAAUGUGCUACAAGAAUCAAUUAAUGAAUCACUCCAACAAACCCCAAAAAAGGGCAAAAGAACAUGCGAAGCAAUUUCAGCCUCAGCCACUUCAGCUUCCUCAGAUGAUGAAGAUCCUUUAACUGUAGUUAAGGAGAAACGAUUGAAUAGACUAAAAAGAAUAUUGCCUCAAUCUUCUGAUAAAUUGGGAAGUUGUGUUGAUAAAUUACUUUCUCAUCUUCCUGAACGGUUUUUUUCUUUUAUUUUUUAAAUAUUUUUUAUUUUUAGUUGGCGAAAUUGGGUUGUACGAGGGAUUUUAUCGGUUAGUUUAUUUUAUUCCUAUAUUAGUUGUUC
Meloidogyne enterolobii is the source of this 391-nucleotide messenger RNA. The record is from the annotation of a GenBank genome assembly. NCBI's taxonomy places the organism in Eukaryota, Metazoa, Nematoda, Chromadorea, Rhabditida, Meloidogynidae.